Molecule: messenger RNA, 587 nt
Organism: Trypanosoma grayi
Lineage: Eukaryota; Euglenozoa; Kinetoplastea; Trypanosomatida; Trypanosomatidae
Exons: 1
Source: RefSeq, a predicted model, not a curated record
AGCUCCCCACACGGAGCAGCCCAUGCGGCGGUCGUCUCUUCCGUGGGUCCAGCGGCUACGUACAACAACAUGUCGGCACCAGAGACCCCCUUUGUGUGGUGGUCAACGUCAAUUGCGAACUGACUACAGAAUCCUUGUGUAAAAAUUGGCACCCUCACAGCUACAUUGAUGCGCUGAACAAGAAGACGAUCGGCGUGCAGCUUGGUCGCUUCCGGAAGAAGAAUGCGAGUAAGAAGAUCCAUUUUGGAACUCGUAAGAAUAUCUUCUUUCUUGCACCUCACAGUCUCCCCAGUGAAGUCCGGACGUAUAUCUCCCUCCUUAGUGCAGUACUUAGUGCUGCGCUUGAGAUCCUCCGUAAAAAUUUUAAACCGGAUCGGUUCCCACUCAGGCGCGGCUGCGGUGUACGCCUGCCACGCGCUCUGUCCGCUCCUUGGCAACUCCUGCACCACCGCAAUGGNAUCGGUUCCCACUCAGGCGCGGCUGCGGUGUACGCCUGCCACGCGCUCUGUCCGCUCCUUGGCAACUCCUGCACCACCGCAAUGGGAAGGCCCCCUUGCUUCGCAAUAAUCUUGUCAUAUGGGCAUUGA